AUGCCCAUCUGCAUCGAAUGCUCCUACCCAGUCUCACAUCUGUAUAGCACCUACAGCCGCGCGGACGACCGCUCGCUGGGCAAGGGCGUGCGACUCACCCAAUGUCCACGCUGCCACCGCUUCGCCGACAAAUACGUCGAAUAUGACUUUGUCGUGCUCUUUAUCGACCUGGUGCUCAUUAAGCCACAGGUGUACCGUCAUCUCCUCUUCAAUCGCCUCGGGCGAGACGACGACAAGUUCGAUCGGUCAAUUAUCCGUCUCGGCAUCCUCCUUCUCCUCUUCGACGUCUAUCUAACCUGGGCGCGCCUCGAAAAGUCCCCCUCGCUGGCGACCACCUUUGUCUCACGCGCCCCCAUCGUCAUUCAAUAUCUCUUCUUCCUAAGUCUCAAUGCGGCGGCAACCCUUGCGCACCACCUCACAGUCCGUCUUCUAGCCUCAAUACUGGUGCCCAAGUCCCACCGCUAUGGUGGCGUGGACUCCAGCAGCAAUGGUACCGCCGACACUACCCCCUUCCCAUCCGGACCUCCCACGCCUACCACUAUCCGCGCAUCACCAUCGUCACAGUCCUUCACUACUCAGUCGCAGCUCGCCGGCAGUCUCGCCACAAGUCCAACGAGAACAACCCCAAACCCAGGCUCCUCCACCGACGUUACCUCUCCGACAGAAAACCCGCAGGGCCCAUCUCAUCUAACGCGGGCCCCUCCACCACUCCGACGUGCGUCAACAGCACCCCCACAAAACAUCCAACCCCUACCGCCACCAACAGCGGCCAGUCCCGCAGCAAUCAGUACCGCGCUCCUAGUCAGCAGCUGCGCCAAGCUGUUCCCCAUCCUCCUAGUAAUCUGGGGCACCGACGGCAACGGUAACUCCAACGAGCACGCUGCCGGAGGAGCGGAACGUUCAUCUGCACAUUCAGCACCCAUGCACAGCGCAUUCAGAAGAACUGCCACGGCACUCGCCGGCCACACGUCUUCAGCUGGGGCUGCGUUCUCGGAUCAGAGUGAAUCCUGGCUUGCGAGUGCUGCGUCGUCGCUGUGCGCUUCGACGCCAACUACGUAUCUUACUGCGCUGUUUGAUCUGCUUGCUUCGUUGCUUUCACUGGGCGUGGUUGAUACCCAUCUUGUGCUUUUGAGUAAUAUCGAGGCAUUGUACAUUCUCCUUGGGUGCGGGUAUCUCCGUGCUGUGGCUGUUGCUGUGACAGGGCAGGUGGCGAGGUGGGCGGUGCAGAAAGUGAUUCUGGGUGCUGUGGGAGUGGGCUAG
This is a messenger RNA of Penicillium riverlandense, 1260 nucleotides long. Its product is annotated as sterol homeostasis protein ARV1. Bases 1 to 1260 code for a protein of 419 amino acids. Gene Ontology annotation, biological process: regulation of plasma membrane sterol distribution; sterol metabolic process; intracellular sterol transport. The transcript is spliced from 3 exons. Gene Ontology annotation, cellular component: cortical endoplasmic reticulum; Golgi apparatus. The record is from RefSeq and is a predicted model, not a curated record. Lineage: Eukaryota; Fungi; Ascomycota; Eurotiomycetes; Eurotiales; Aspergillaceae.